AUACGAUUUCUGCGCUCCUGUUCGGCGUUUUCGCUACCCCCCCCCCCCCAGCGAGCCCCUGUACGACCAACCCUCCCGCCGCGCCGCCGCUCGCCGCGGGCCAUGUACAAGCUCCGCGGCCGUGGCGGCGGGCGCGGCGGCAGCGGCGUAGCAAAGCGACCGAUGCCCUCCAACGCCCGCGGCCGUGGCGUUGCCUCCUCUAUCGGCGGGAUGGCCGGGCCUCCUCGCAGUCGCGCCGCCGCCGCCGCCUUGAAACAGCCGGUGGGACGCGAGGAGGCGUUCUGCCUCGAGUCCAGCGGGCUGCCUGCCUUUGCGGCUAUAAUACGGCUGACGCCCGACCUCGUCGACGAGAUACGGCGGACGGAGGAGGCCGGUGGAGGCGCCCGCAUCAAGUUCAACCCUAACAUGUACAACUCAUCGGAGAACGUUAUAGAUGUUAGUGGUAAAGAAUUCAAAUUCACCUGGGCAUCUGAACGAGGCGAAUUGUGUGAUAUUUAUGAAGAACGUCGGAGUGGAGAGGAUGGAAAUGGGUUGCUUCUGGAGUGUGGCUCUGCUUGGCGCAAGGUGAAUGUGCAACGCAUUUUGGAUGAAUCAACAAAGAACCUUGUGAAAAUGCGCUCAGAAGAGGCUGAACGUCUCUCAAAAUCUCGAAAAUCAAUCGUGCUGGACCCUGCCAAUCCAUCUGUCAAGAGUCAGGCCAAGUCAAUGGCUGCUGCAGCUGUAGAAGGUAAUCCACGGAGGAUGCACUGGAAGCAGAAGAGCGAAUUUCUUAAGAAGAAUAAAGCUGCUGUUAUCACCCCAACCAAAUCAGUUUUGAAGGUGAAGUUAUCUAACAACAUCCCCAAAGGGAAUAUCUCAAGUUCACCUGCACCUUCUCCUGAACAACCUGGAGAAAGCAAUCCUUCGUUUCCUGUUGGAUCAGAUGCAAAUAAUGAAGUCAUAACACCUUUUGAUUUUAACAAAGAGGAAAACAGUAAAUAUGAGAAAUCAGUUAGAAAUAAGAUGUCUAACAAAGAUAUAAAUCGCCGAGCAAGUUCUCAUGCUGCAAAUGUGGAUGAUAAUACAAAUGAAGUGCGAAGCUACUUGAUAUCCGUGCUCUCAAAAAAUCCAAAAGGAAUGGGCCUAAAGGCCUUGGAGAAAGCUGUUGCAGAUGCAUUUCCAAAUGCAUCAAAGAAAAUACAGAGCAUCAUCAAGAAUAUUGCAAAUUACCAAGGACCUGAGAGGUAUGUUCUGAAAUCAGGGUUGGAGGUAGAAAGCUCAAAAAGUCAUGUAUCUGAAGGAGUAAGAUCCAUCAGUAAGAAAAUUGAGGAAUCGGCUCCAAGCCUGACGAUUGAUGAUCCUGAUAUAUGUGAGAGGAUUGACAUUGUGGGCUCCCUAGUUGCUCCAACUGAUGGAAAACUCAGUAAUGACAGUGAAGGUAAGGCUGGAACUUCCAGUGACAGUGGAAGCGAUAGCGAUAGUGACAGCAGUAACAGUGGAAGUGAUAGUGGGAGCCAAAGCAGAAGUGCUGCAGAAACUGGUAGUGGAAGCAGCAGCAAUAGUGACAGUGAUGGCUCAUCAAGCAGCAAGGAAGGAUCUGAUGCAGCUGUUGAUAUUACGAGUGAUGAUGACAAAGCAAAUAUAGCACACACAAAAGUAGUGGAUGACCUUAAUUUGUCUUCAUCGCCAAGAGAUUUGAAAAGACUCGAUGUUGAUGAUGAACAAAUUGACAUUGAAACAAAUCUUGACUACAGGAGUACAUCACCUCAUAUUGGUCUGAAUAAGUUUAAUACCGGUAAUGAUGAUGCAGCAGCAGAGGGCUUUAGUGCCGGCAACCUUAGUAAGCCAUCUGAAAUGUCAGGAAGCAAGAACAUGACGAGCACCAGAAUGGAUUCUAUUGGAGUUGAUACCAAAUAUAAUGAAAUGUCUUUUCUGGACAACCUUUUUGAUGACUCCAUGAGAAUAGCCAGUGAAAACUCACCCAAGGGGGAAGCUGGUCAAUUGACAGUGCAGCAUGUCAACAAGAGAAAAUCAACAUCAAAGGAUGAAUCAAAAUUUGGCCCAGUGAGUAUUGCUAAACCUAAAUUAAAAAGGUCUUCUGGCAGCGAGAACUCUACAGCAAAGCCUGAGAGUGCUAAAAAGGUCAAAGCUGACAUAGCAUCGUCAAUAGGUUCUUUAUCAGAGCACAAAAGAAGUUUACCACCUGAAAAAUAUAGCAAUGAUAGGUUUAACAAGGGGACAUGGGAUGUUAGCCGCCAUGCUUCACAAGAUAGCAGUCCUGCCAUGAAAGGAAGACCUUUGGCUCCUGGAAAUUUACAGAGGAUAGAUCAGAGCCCAAAUUUACCUGUCCCAACAAUGCACUCUGAGAGAACAAAAGAAAAUACUGUGAAAUCAAGUUUGAAGAAAAAAUCAGAUAAGUCGCAGAAACCAUGGCAUGGUAUGGAUGGUGACUUUGGGCCAGGUUAUUCACAUGGUGUAGAUCACCACGCUAAUUUUGAUGGCUCUGAUGAUUUUUCCACAAGAAAAAGGAGUAGACAUGGGAAUCUUCUUAUUGAUGAUAAAAUGUUUAAGCGUUCGAAGGACGCUAAUGCCAAUGUAGAUUCCAUGAAUUUAACCAAAAGUUCCAGAGAAACUGUUGUGCCUGAUGAAAUAACUGCUUUUCCUGAAUCUAAUGAAUGUAAUGGUGAGCAGUCAAAUUCUCAAAGAGAUAAUGUUGAGAGAUCACCUUACGGUAAAAAAAAGCUCCAGAGGGAGUUUUCUGAUCUUGAGUUGGCUGAACUUCGCAAGACUUCUUUGGAAAAUGACGAUGGAAGGAUAAGGAAGCAAUUUGAGAGUAGUUCCUCCAAGUCGCUUGAUGCUAAAUUAAAUGUAAUUAACUCCUACCCCAGUAUGAAUGACAGAAAGGUUCCUGUUACCGUCUUUAAUGAUACUAAGAGGAAACCUUCACCUCAAGAAUAUGGAAUUGGAGGCCAUAUAAACCAGGAAGGGUUUCCCAGGAAGGCAGCAGGGUAUGAGUUUGAUGAUAAUAGGCCUCAGCAAAAUAUUCCAGACAGUCAGCAUUUGCCAAGGAUUUAUAAUACAGAUUUUGAGAAUUUAAUAUAUCCAGAUAGUUCAGGAAAAACAAGCAAAAGGGAAACUAGGAUGACACAUGGUGGAAUGCUAGAGUAUGCUGAUAUCCAGAAGAAGAAAACAACCUCAAGGCUUCCACAGAAUGGUACUAAUAAUGUCAGAGUGUCUCGAAUGCAGAAAUCAAUAUCCCCAUCAGAUAAUGAUGAAAGAAGUAGGAACGACUCUUUGAUUGAGACAAAGACAGGUAGGAAGAGAAGGGGCAGUUCUUCAGAUGAUGAUAAUUUGUUUUUCUCCAAGUAUGAUAAAGAUGCUCCGGAGCUUAAAGAUCCAAUAAAAGAUUUCUCACAAUACAAGGAUUAUGUGCAGGAGUACAAUGAGAAGUAUGGGGUUUAUUCUUAUUUGAAUAGUCAGAUAGACAAAACUAUGUCAGAAUUUUUAAAGAUUCAGGAUGAUCUCAAUGUUGGAAAAGAAAGAGGCAAGGAACAGUAUUAUAACACCUUAGAAAGACUCAGAGACAUGUAUCAUGAAUCAGGAACAAGACAUAAAUUGAUGAAGAAGGUCUUCGUUUUGCUUCAUGAGGAACUGCAGAUUAUUAAGGAAAGAAUCAACGAUUUUACGGACGCCUAUUCAAAUGAUGGAAUCAAAGACAGUUCAAAUAUCAAUGGCGUCGCUGGAUACCUGCGCGGUUCCGCACAGGAGAGCAGAAGAAAUGAUUCAUUACUCAGGGAAGAGCUGGAGAUGAACGGGGCCGAGAAGCUGCGGUGGGCCUUCUCGGACGGCAGCGUCACCGAUCUCCUGGACGCCCGCAGCCUCCACGGCUCCCCCGACAUUAAGAAAAAAGUACAGUUCCAUUCUUCUCUAGUGCAAAAGCUUGCUUUGGAAAAGGAGAUGGAGGGUCACGUAGGUUGCGUGAAUGCCAUUGCGUGGAACUCAAGUGGUUCGCUUCUUGUAUCAGGAUCAGAUGACACUAGAAUUAACAUCUGGAAUUAUAAUAACCGAGAGCUGGUGCAUGAUAUUGACACUGGCCAUUCUGCAAAUAUCUUUUGCACAAAGUUUGUUCCAGAAACAUGUGAUGAAGUAGUAGUCUCUGGAGCAGGAGAUGCAGAGGUUCGUGUUUUCAAUAUGUCUCGAUUAAGUGGCAGAAGGCCUAGAGAAAUUUCUAUGGAACCAACAGCAGUUUACCAGUGUCACUCAAGAAGGGUCAAGAAACUAGCUGUUGAAGUUGGCAAUCCUAACGCAGUGUGGAGUGCAAGUGAGGAUGGUACUCUGAGACAACAUGAUUUUCGGGAGUGUAGUUCCUGUCCUCGUGCAGGAUCUGCUAACCAGGAAUGCCGUAAUGUGCUUCUUGAUCUACGGUGUGGAGCAAAGAAGUCUUUAGCUGAUCUACCCAAACAUCCAUUGGCACUGAAGUCUUGUGACAUUAGCUCUGUCUGUUCCCAUCAAAUCCUUGUUGGUGGGAGCGAUGCAUUUGCUAGGUUGUACGAUAGAAGAAUGCUUCCACCAUUGAGCUCGUGUCAAACCAAAAGGAAGCCACCACCAUGUGUUAAAAUGUUCUGCCCAUUGCAUCUUGCUGACAGUAAGAAGACAUAUUCACACCUUACACAUGUUGCAUUCAGCCCAAAUGGGAAGGAGGUUCUUUUAAGUUACAGUGGUGAACAUGUUUAUCUGUUCGAUGUUGACCCAGAUGGUAUGAGUUCUAGAUACACAGCAGACUAUGUAAGGGAACAAUUAUUUGUACCUCCUUUUCACAAAGUAUCAGCAAAAGGACAUGCAAAACAAAAGAAGGCUUCAGUAAAUACAACUUCAAGAAGUUUGUCUAGGGUAGAUAUGUGCAAGAAAUUUAUGCAAGUCGCAACAAGAUCUCUGGAGACAGGUAAGAACUUAAUGCUUGGGAUUGAAGCAUGCAGUGAAGUCCUUGAAUCAAUGGAACCUGAUAUUGACGAUGACACGAGGCACGAGUUUUUGUGUACUCGAGCAGCAUUGUACCUAAAGAGGAAAUGGAAAAAUGAUGUUUACAUGGCGAUUCGAGAUUGCAAUAGAACGUGGAAGAUUGAUGUCACAUCGUAUCAAGCACACUUGCAUAUGGCUGAGGCACUAUUGCAGUUAGGAAGACUGAAGGAGGCAUCUGAGCAUGCAGAGGUGGCAAAUGGUCUUCUUCCACCUCAUUGUCCAUUGAGGGAGCAGGUGGAUGAUUUCAAGCAACGCAUCGCUUCAGCUGAGCUUGAGAAGAACAGAGCGGAUAAAAAUGGGAGCUCAAAAGCUGAUACUCAUGGAAAAUUACGCUCAUUGAGUGAGAUACUCUUUAGACCUGAUGUUGGUGGUUCAUCACAGGAGGGACGAGAAGAUUCAGAUUAUGAUGAUGAUACGGAAAUGGACUAUGAAACAACGGUAUCUGGUCAUGAAAGCCGAGAGAAUGAUCAAGGUGUCUUCCGGGGUAGUUUAAGUUUCCAAUUUCAUCAAAGAGAGGAUCAAACCAAUGUACACACUGAUGAGAAUGGGUCAGUUGAGUCCCCUCGAAAAGAUGAUUAUGCUUUUCAGUCAGAUGUUGCCAUUGAUAUGAAACAAAGAUAUGUUGCACACUGCAAUGUAGGGACAGAUAUAAAACAAGCCAGUUUUCUUGGUGAGCAAGGGGAGUUCAUUGCCAGUGGAAGUGAUGAUGGUAGAUGGUUCAUAUGGGAGAAGAGAACAGGAAGGCUUAUUAAAAUGCUUGCAGGGGACGGAGCUGUUGUGAACUGCAUACAGUCUCAUCCCUUCGACUGUGCCGUUGCAACAAGCGGAAUCGAUAACACAAUAAAGCUAUGGACACCCGAUGCAAAUGCUACAUCAAUGGUUUCUGGACCUGAACUUGAUGUAUUGAGUGCCAUAGAGAAUAAUCAGCAGAAGUUAUGUCGGAACCGUCACUUUGUACUGCCUUCUGAAUUUUUAGAACGAUUUCAGAUGCAUGAGUUUUCAGAAGGUUUCGAGUGUGCCCAGAGCUGAUUUACUAUCGCUGGAGCUGCUUGAGGAAAAGGGUAAUACUUGGAAGAAUGAUAUCAUCCAAGCUACAAGCAGCCUAUGUUUGAAUUAGUGAAAUCGGAAGGCCUUGUUGCCAUUAUAGAGUGUAGACGCACCUGGAUAGAUAAACAGGUGUGCCGGUGCUGAAACUAUUGCUUGAGAUGUCAAUAAACACUGGAAUUAUGUUGUUGUUUGGGGGUGGUAUAAUGAUUCAUACGUGUGUAAUGCAGUGUGGAUUCAUUCCCUUGUACAGAUUGUAGAUAGGUGAGAUUCUGCAAUAAGUGACAAUCACAGAUGUACAUGUGUGGUAUUCUUGUCUCUGCGUGCCGCAGGUAGGUCAUGCUAGUUUGUGGCUGACGAUUGGGGUAUAUCUUCUCUUAAAGACUUGCUGGGUCUGGAUGUGGUGUAGGAACUGUGUUACUUUAUGUUUCCUAAAUAUGUUACUCUUUCCAUCCCAAUUUAUAAUUCAUUUAAUUUCUUUUGUUC
Zea mays is the source of this 6528-nucleotide messenger RNA. RefSeq lists its product as uncharacterized. The coding region runs from base 103 to 6027 and encodes 1974 amino acids. Gene Ontology annotation, molecular function: protein binding. The record is from RefSeq and is a predicted model, not a curated record. The transcript is spliced from 33 exons. Lineage: Eukaryota; Viridiplantae; Streptophyta; Magnoliopsida; Poales; Poaceae.